AUGUCUGACGACGACGGAGCGCCGGCAGUCAAGCCAAAGAAAGUGCAACGAAUAUCUCAAGCAUGCGAUCUUUGUCAUCGUCGAAGCAUCCGUUGUCGGCCAAGCAAUGAGAGCCCCAAGAGUCACUGCCAGAACUGCUUUGACUUUGGUGUUGACUGCACGUACAAUCGGCCCUCGAAGCGGCGACGGAAGUCGACAGGCGCAAACGUUUCACCAAUAGUCGGUACAGAAAAUCAUCGAGCCAGUACCAAUACGACACCAACCUCGGAUGGCGACCCUGGAAACAAAAGCGUCUCACGGCCAGCCACGGAAAUGAUCAUUACUCCUGGCAAUGUCCCGGACUACACUGGUGCCUAUGGACUCGUUCGAGCUGGGAAGCCAGCAGACGCGACUGGAGUAGCGUGGAGGGCAUUCGCGCUUGCUAGCGGCCCGACCAUCGAGAGAUACCUCGAGAUCUUCAUGGAGGUUCUGUAUCCAUUUGCGCCCUUCUUCCAUGGGCCUACAUUAUGGGAGCGAGUUAAGCGACGCGAGUAUCUAACAGACCCUGGAUUCCUCGCCUCGGUGAUGGCUGCUUGCGCCUUUGCAGCGUCCAGAGCCAGAGACGGUGCCGCCGAAGGCCGCUUUACCCAUACCGACACCCCGGAGAAGUUGUCUGAGAUCUUCUUUGCGGCUGCGGAGAACAUCAUUGACAGAGACCUGAAACAAGCCAAGAGUCUGGACUGUCUCCGUGCCUACGGACUACUGACAAUGACGGCUAUGCAAUAUGGCUCGGUCGGUGCAAUGCAUCAGCAUGUCGGCACGUACACGACGCUCUGCGCCAUGAUGCAUUUCCACGACGAGGAUCGCUGGCCAGGUGGCAUUUCGCCGGUUGAGAGGGAAGAACGGCGGCGACUUUUCUGGUCCAUGUAUUGUCUUGAUGUCUUCAUUUCUGUUGUCUUUGACUCCAUCAUGAAGUCACAAGAGACGCUAUCUAACGUCAGAUAUCCGUACGAAAUCGACGACGAAGAUUUGACCACAGAAGGUACCGCUGCAUACCCACUGAAUGAGAACAACUGGUUACACGGCUUCAAUUUUGUGACAGAUUUGUACCGCAUCCUGGAGCUGACCAUAAAGCGCAUGAGAGGGAUCCGGGACGUUCGAGAUGAUCGCAUGUCUAUAACGCGGCUGCUGAUUGUAGAUGGCAUACCAGAAGAGCAGAUUAUGGAUAACGUGAUUCGGAUCUAUCACGAGCUCCCGCAGAUUUUCAAGGCCUAUGACUUACCUCUCUCAGGAGACAGGAGGCAGAACCUCAUAGGUUCUCAGGCUGCAAAUAUUCAGGUGACUCUUCAGCUUGUGCGCAUGACGGUGUUCUCGACAAACUCCCAGCAAAAUGUCAAUCAGAAGUGCUGCAUUGCCGAGCAAUUCCUGGCAACAUACCAUGAAAUUGCCCAGCACCAUCUCCGCGCCAUUAGCAUACCGCUUAUUCACCACCUCGGAAGUAUUGGAAGAAUACUGUCAUCGGUCAUGGGAAGUGUACUUUGUGAGGAAACUUAUAGCCGUGUUCGGAGCUUGCUGGUAUCGAUGGCCGACCUUUUGCAGAACGUCGAGAGCGCCCUCCAGCCUACCGCUGGAGCGAGCGGCGAGCUUCGUAAGCAGAUCGAGAAGAUUGACGGGUACAUGGAGGUCCAACGG
Messenger RNA from Baudoinia panamericana UAMH 10762, 1671 nucleotides. RefSeq lists its product as uncharacterized. Gene Ontology annotation, molecular function: zinc ion binding; DNA-binding transcription factor activity, RNA polymerase II-specific; DNA binding. The record is from RefSeq and is a predicted model, not a curated record. Gene Ontology annotation, biological process: regulation of DNA-templated transcription; DNA-templated transcription. The transcript is spliced from 2 exons. Lineage: Eukaryota; Fungi; Ascomycota; Dothideomycetes; Mycosphaerellales; Teratosphaeriaceae. The annotation marks the transcript as partial.